AUGGAUUUUAGCGCUGAUGAGGCGCAGUCUGUGGAUGGAUCUUUGGAUAUUCUCAUGGAUUCACUCAUGGGCUCUCUUGGUCCUUUGCUAACCAUUGCUUCCGCUGCAUUUGAAGAUUUGGUGGUUUAUCAGUAG
Strongylus vulgaris is the source of this 135-nucleotide messenger RNA. The record is from the annotation of a GenBank genome assembly. NCBI's taxonomy places the organism in Eukaryota, Metazoa, Nematoda, Chromadorea, Rhabditida, Strongylidae.